Molecule: messenger RNA, 939 nt
Organism: Vollenhovia emeryi
Lineage: Eukaryota; Metazoa; Arthropoda; Insecta; Hymenoptera; Formicidae
Product: probable salivary secreted peptide
Exons: 1
Coding region: 121-522 (133 amino acids)
Source: RefSeq, a predicted model, not a curated record
CAUGAUAAGCCACGAUAAGCGAUUAUUGCGAGUAUUUAAGCACCGACCGAUCGUUACGCCGACAAAUCUCGAGUAGCUUGCAGUGUUACAGCGUGGUUUUCGAGUGCGAAGAAACCCAAAAUGUCGGCAUACAAGUACGUAAUCGGCCUGGCCGUUCUGGUCACCGCUUUGUUGACCAUCAGCACCGUACCCGCUAGUGGAAGUAUUACUUCCUACGCUGCAGCCAAUAAAUCACACCAUCUGAGAGUCGGCUACAGAAUGCCCGGCGACAGACUCGUCCUCAGAGAGAGCGUCAUCAAGAACUCUGCCUGGAUGAAGGUUCAAAUUGUUGAGAAGACCUUCAAUGUCUCCAAGUGGGAACGUAUCACUAUGGUUGAAGCUUUGGACCAGAAAACGAAUGGAAACGGCGCGCACGCUAAUAUUCAGAAAGGUGGACCUGGAUACAGCAACGUCACCCUAAAGUUUAAGAGUCAGAGAGGUCAUGGCAUUAACUUCGUCGUUCAGGUUUAUUCACGGCCUUAAUUGUCCAGUGGAAGCAGCUACUCUUACAACUGAUAUAACGAUUCCUGGAUGCAAUUCAGAUGGAGAAGUAAAAUAAUCAAUCUUGAAAGUUACAUCAAAUCAGUAUGUCUUGAAUUAUUUAUUAUUAGGACAAAUUGCUGUUGCUACCAAAAGAAAAUGUGUCACUGAACAUUUUUUUUAUUCACUUUGAUGUCUCGUAUAUAUUGCCAAUAAAUCAAUUGAUGUAAUUGAACAUGUUUUUCUUAAAAAUUCUUAAAUACGUGUACUUAUAAGCUCGCAAUCGUAGAACAUAAGUAUAAGCUAUUUAAUAACGCACUCAAUGAACAACAAACUGAUAGCACUUUAUAAGAUACAGAACUUGUCGUUUAUGUUUUUCUAUUUACGAAUCAAAUAAAUUCGCCUUUAUUACGCAUUUAA